Molecule: messenger RNA, 1096 nt
Organism: Prorocentrum cordatum
Lineage: Eukaryota; Dinophyceae; Prorocentrales; Prorocentraceae
Source: the annotation of a GenBank genome assembly
AGCCAUUUUGGCUCAAGGUUCCUGGUAGCCCCUUCGGUGCGUUGUUCCCACGAUGCGGUCUCCUUAUGGUAGCACCGUGCUGAGCAUGCUAGCCAAUUUCUCAUCUGAUGUGCUCGGCGCUUUCUCCGACAGCCAGGGACGACAUGUAAACACGCUUCGUGAUGCCCUUCAUUGGUGAGUUGGCUCGGAAGCUUCGGAACAUCGACCUUGCGUACAAGGUCUCGCGCCACUUUAAUGCCCAGUACCUCGAUGACACCAUGCGGCUACUUCGUCAGGAGCUUCAAGCGUUCGGCACCAAGGAGCAGCUUAAGCAGCAAGUGUUCUUUGACAAGGAUGCUCUCUUCUCGCCGAUGCAGCCCUUCCGUGACCAGCUGCAGUCGUUGGCCAGCCGGGUGGAUGAUUGGGAAGCCCGCCUUCCGCUUCCAAACAGUUCUGAUUCGUAUGAUCCUGGCCUCUCUCAUGCAUUUCCCGAAAAUGGCGACCCUGUGCCCAAGAAGCAAAUCACUGUGGAGGUGUCCUUUGCUCGCGCUGCACACCGUCAAGAGAAUAUCGACCUCCAGUUGGAGGUGAGCAUGGAAGAGAUCGCGGAGAAGACGAACACGAUCAAUCAAGGAUAUGAACACUGCAUCGGAGAAGUUCAGAGUGACGCGGGAUGGCUCUGUCUCGGCACCGUAGCUCUCUCAUGGGUUUGACAAUUUUCCCCAUUGCAAGCGGUACAGCACGUGAGGUUUAGUUUUUGGCUUUAGUACAUCUACGCACGAUACUCUUAUGGUAGUAUACCUGGCUUGUUUGCGCUUUCAAUUCCCUUCGCGUUCAAAACCGUUGGGGCCAUGGUUGCAUCCGCCCGUUGUUCACGGCCCGCGCUCAGGCCAUCGCGAAACAAACGACAGGCCGUGCGGAGGCUGCGUCUCCGACAGGAGCGGCCGUGGUGAUUAGCCGCUCGGCACUGGGGCGUGCGCCGUGGACGGACCCUCUCUCUCUCUCUCUCUCUCUCUCUCUCCCCCCUCAGUUCAUGUCGUGUCCGCCUGCCUUCGUUUCCGCUCCCGCCGUUUCGUGUCCGCUUUCCUCGUCUCCCAAUCCAAUGCGAUCAUCAGCA